This is a messenger RNA of Armigeres subalbatus, 1715 nucleotides long. Its product is annotated as synaptic vesicle glycoprotein 2B-like. The coding region runs from base 49 to 1626 and encodes 525 amino acids. Gene Ontology annotation, biological process: transmembrane transport. Lineage: Eukaryota; Metazoa; Arthropoda; Insecta; Diptera; Culicidae. Gene Ontology annotation, cellular component: membrane. The record is from RefSeq and is a predicted model, not a curated record. The transcript has 4 exons. Gene Ontology annotation, molecular function: transmembrane transporter activity.
CACUGUCAAUUAGUGUUUCAUUGCUUUUCGCUUAUCCCAUAUAGUCGUAUGUCCUGUAUCUUAUUCCCGAAUUUGCAACAGACAGUCAGCUACAAGAUGCCACCACAGCUAGGUGUUGAGAUCUCUAACAGCUAUAUCGAGCAGAGAAAUGCUAGUGAACCGAAGAAUGGAAAUAAUCAAACAAUCAAGUUCGAUGAUGCCUUGGAGCUGAUUGGAUUCGGCCGGGCACAGAUAGAAAUUGUGGCGCUUUGUUCAGUGACUAUUAUGUCUACUAUUUGCGAAACUAUGGGCAUAAGUGUAAUACUUUCGGCAUCGAUGUGUGAUAUACCGAUGACUACCGGUAAUCGGGGGCUCGUUAGCGGAGCAACGUUCCUUGGUAUCGUAGUGUCGUCAUAUGCGUGGGGUUAUUUGUCGGAUACUCAAGGCCGGAAGAAAAUGAUGCAAUACGGGCUGUACGCGAGUGCAGUCCUUGCCGUACUUUCCAGUUUUGCGCCAAAUUUCGUUACAUUAUUGGUGCUACGUUUGAUUGCUGGCAUCUGCGUAUCAGCCCCGUCAGCAACAGUCUAUCCUUACUUGGGAGAAUUUUGCAGAGCUUCUAGCCGAGCGCAAAUGAUUUCCUUUUCCUCCGUAACGGCAAUGGCAACAAUGGCAUAUAUCGCAUUAUUAGGAUGGUGGAUUCUUUCCUACGACUUUGCACUAGAGAUGGCAACCAACUACUACUUCAAACCGUGGCGGUUGCUGUUUAUCGUGUAUACACUACCGGGACUGUUGGCGGCGGUGGCGUUCCAGUUCGUUCCGGAAAGUCCUAAAUUUUACCUUGCGGUUGGCAAAACGGAACGCGCACAAGAGGUUUUACAGUUUUGCUACUUGAAAAAUAGAAAAACCCUGUUGGGAUUCGCGGAAUACCAAUUGAGUCCUGAACCGGGAAACUCCGAUAAAAAAUUAGGACUGCUGGCCUCCAUCCGAUAUCAAACCGUACCGUUACUCAAAUGGCCAGUACUGUUAUAUUUCCUAGUCUGUUGCUUGCAGCAGAUGAGUGCUUUUGCAGCGUAUGGCGGCUUAGGUCUGUGGUACCCCGAGCUCAUGAACCAAGUAACUUCAUCCGAAAACGAUUUAUCAAUCUGCGCAGUAAUAAAGGGAUCUGGAUCGACGGCGACAAUCGAUACUGACGAGGUUUGCACCGGCUAUGUCAACGACGAAACUUUCAUCUACAUUCUAAUCAUGGCAGCAUUCGGGACGGCGUUUUCCAUCAUUAUUUCCAUUCUUCUUGGUUGGGUUAAUGAGAAGAUAAUGACUGUAGCAAACCUUCUGGUAGCAGCUGCAGCGGGAAUCGCUCUGCUUUUCACGUCCAAUCGCUACGUAAUGGUUGUACUGUUCUGCACCGAGGUUACUAUAGCCGGAUUUACGAUGGUGGUCAUCAACGUUACGGCCGUUUCAAUAUUUCCCACGCACGUGAGGGCCAUGGCCGUGUCGCUGAGCAUGAUGAUGGCACGUUUGAGCAGUUUUACAUUCAGCAGUGUUGUUGGACUGAUAAUAAAGGACCAGUGCGAGGCCACUUUUUAUAUGUUUUCGGGAAUUUUGAUAGUAGGUGCUUUGUUAGUAGUAUUUUUGCCAAGGAAAAAUUGAGAAGAAGGUCUAAAAGUGUUUCACUCACCUGUGAUAGGCUCAUGUAUGUUAAUAAAGAAUUUACCCAAAAUAUAAAAUUGUAUCUUGAU